Phytophthora nicotianae INRA-310 is the source of this 2092-nucleotide messenger RNA. RefSeq lists its product as hypothetical. Gene Ontology annotation, cellular component: EMC complex. Gene Ontology annotation, molecular function: protein binding. The record is from RefSeq and is a predicted model, not a curated record. The transcript has 4 exons. NCBI's taxonomy places the organism in Eukaryota, Oomycota, Peronosporomycetes, Peronosporales, Peronosporaceae. Gene Ontology annotation, biological process: protein folding in endoplasmic reticulum. The coding region runs from base 41 to 934 and encodes 297 amino acids.
AUUUGAAAUUGGGAGUGUUUCUCCCUUUCACUGUCAAAACAUGGGCCAGCGCGAGUUCGAGCAGAAGCUGGCGACGGCCGAGCGCAGUGGCGCUCGCGACAAGUGCGUGGAGCUGCUUCACUACGUGCGCAAGGAGAAGCUGCGUGAGCCGCGAGCCGUUGCGAGCAUCGGGAAGCUGCUGGUGACGAAGCACAGCUGGGGUCUCGGCGACGAAUUGUGGGGUGUGUAUGAACAAACAUUUGUCGCUGCUCUGGAUCUGCAUGACGACGAGCUGGCAGAGACGUGUUUGAAAGCGCUACAGACCAAAUUCCCGGGUAGUUCCCGCGUGGCCCGGCUCGAGGGUAUGCAGCUAGAGCAGCGCGGGGAGUUCGCUAAGGCCCUGGUACUUUAUGCCGAGCUGUUGGAGGCCAACCCAGCCAAUGCACUGGUGCUCAAGCGCAAGAUCGCGGUGCUCAAGGCGCAAAAGAAGACAGCGGAGGUGGUCACGGCACUCAACGAGUUCCUAAAGAGCUUUGGCACGGACCAGGCAGCGUGGACGGAACUGGGUGAGACGUACCUGUCGAUGGGUGCGUAUCGCUACGCAGCCUUCUGCUACGAGGAGUUGGUGCUGCUAAACCCCAUGGACGCCAUCUCACACAGCCGUCUGGCCGACAUUUACUCGACUAUCGGCGGUCUGGACAACCUGCUGACGGCUCGCAAGCACUACGCGCACUCGAUCGAGCUCAACAAGAAGCAGAACUUGCGCGCAUACUUUUCGCUCGUGACGUGUACUAAGGCCAUCGCUGCCCAACGUGGCUACCGCGCCGACCAGGACGACGACGGAAUCAACGAGCGGCUGCAGAAGUUUGCACUCGACCACAUCCAGGACUUUUACACGGCACACUCCUCUCCUGACCUUGCUGAGAUCGCGCUAACAGCGGUCACCGCCCUCUAGACGGUUGGUAAAGCGGUCAAGCUGACGUGUCUAGGCUCCCUGCUCUGAAUGAAUGAUCGUAUCUUCUAUUGAUUGUCGCGUUUCGUUUCUAGUCCAGUGUACGUGCUGCUCCGUACGCUACAGCGAGAUCGGGAUCAAUAUCGGAGAGUGGUGGGCGACCUUGGAACAUGUCAGUGAGGCGUUGACGCACCCACGGGAUUCGUGAGGAUCCUCCUACCAGCACCACGGCGUCGAUUUCGUCGGUGUCCAUGUUGUUAGAUUCCAGAACAUCACGCACUGGGAUCAUCGUCCGCUCCAGCAACGAGUCACAGAGCUCCUCAAACUGCGCUCGAGUGACUGUCACUUCAACUCGUACCGGUUUCUUGUUGCCACUCGAGAUACAAGCAGCAGUAGUGACGGAGACAUCAGUUAGCUGCCUCUUAACCAGCUCGGCAGCUUGACGAACACCAGCCAUGGUGCAUGGCGGUUCGUUGCUGCCAUUCUCACUGACUUUCCCCUCGGAUUCGCUCCCACGAGACGUGAUAGCCGCUCCAAGUUGAGCUUCAAACUGUUUCAAGAGCCAAGCGGACAGCCGUGCGUCCAGAUCUUCGCCUCCAAGAUGGUUAUCUCCCAGAGUGUCUAACACACUGAUGGCUCCAUUGCGAGCGAAGAGUAGCGAUACGUCUAGUGUGCCUCCUCCGAAGUCGAAGACCAGCAAGAAACUCACACUUGGAUCCUGGUGCAGACCGUAGGCGAUCGCAGCGGCGGUCGGUUCUUCCAGCACGCGAGAGACCUCCAGUCCUGCUGCUCGAAAUGCCGCCACUGUGGCGUCUCGUUGCCUCGCGUUAAAGUCCACAGGCACUGCAAUGACUGCCUUGGUGAUCUGGUCGUGGCCGACAAAAUUGUGCGCCAUCGAACGGAGAUGCCGCACAACUGCAGUGCCAAUCUCGACUGGAGUCACGCAUCCGGGUUGGCCUGAUAGAUCCAGUGUGAAACAUACGCCAUCAUGCUUGUUGUCUUGCAGCAUUUUUACACCGAACUCGUAUGGUGUAACUCCAUUCUCGUCAGCCUCUGAUGCUAGAACGUCUCCGUAGCUGUUGACAAAAAGUGCAUCAGCUUCCGUUUUUAUAUAUAUAUACAAAUUUAUUGGAACAAACCUCUGGCCGAUGAAUCUCUUGG